Molecule: messenger RNA, 1800 nt
Organism: Frankliniella occidentalis (western flower thrips)
Lineage: Eukaryota; Metazoa; Arthropoda; Insecta; Thysanoptera; Thripidae
Exons: 8
Coding region: 165-1691 (508 amino acids)
Molecular function (GO): protein binding
Source: RefSeq, a predicted model, not a curated record
GUUUACGUCUACGUCAGUACGACUGGAUCAGUUUGCGUAAAAACCACUAUUUCACUGCUCAAAUUGUUAGAAAGCAUUGCUCAUUGGUCCGGUGGUCUGUUUUGAUUCUUGGACGGUCACGGACCUCUACCCCGACAUCGCGGUUGGUUGGGAAAACUGCAGUUAUGCUGACUCGAGCAAGAAAACGGGCUCAAACGUCCCUUGCUCCACUUCCGCCUAAGAAGGGCACAGUCGAGGAACCGCCGCCGCCCCCGCCGACGCUCCUGUCGCUGCCCGACGUGCCGCUAGUGGAGGUGCUCUCCCACUUGUCGGUGGAGGACCUGGUGCGCGCUGGGCAGGCGAGCCCCAGGCUGGGCGCGCUCACCAGGGCGCACGCGUCGCUGUGGCGCGGGAAAGAGACGUGUGACAGGAGGUACUACUUCGAGGACGCCGCCGCACUGUCGGUGCUGCUGCAGGUGGUGCCACCCGUGUGCACGUUGAGGUUCACCGUGCACCGUUCUCCCAUGAUUGUCGUCCAAUUAGCGAGCUUCACCAGGAAAGCUGAGCUGAAAGCGUUCACCACAUUGGAAGUGGAGGGCUACGACGCGGCGUGCUGCGUCAGGUUAAUCCAGAGGGUUAAUAAUCCUCGACUGGAGGUCCUGGAGGUUUCGGGUUUUGAUCGGGACCUGGAGGUGCUCCUCCGUGGCUUACGGUUCGCCCGCUGCCUACGAGGACUCAGGGUUGACUUGGAAUCCUAUUUCCUUAGAUGUGGCCUGCUCAGCUGGUCCCAGAUGGAUGUGUUGCCUAGGCUGCGCUACGUGUCCUUUGCUAGCACUGGUGAAUACUUCGACGGCUCUUGUCAGCGGGGACCUGACCACACCUUACUCCAAGCCCUACAGUCGCUGCUGCUGGCGCACAAUCGAACGAUUCGAUUCUUGCAAUUGAAGUCAUCGCACUUGCUGCCGCUGCUGCCGCUCCUGGACUGCCCCGGCGGGCUCGAACGGCUGCGCGUGUUGGUGACGGUACCCGUCAUCCCGGCCGUGGCGCUGCAGCCAAUGCGCGGUCUUAAGGACCUCAGGAUCGAGAUCACCUACGACGGGACGCACCAAGCCCAGAUUGUCUCGCUGCUGGAGUCGUGCAAGGGCUCGCUGGAACGCCUCGACAUCAGAAACUGCCGAGCCCAGGCGGUGCGCGCCCUGGCUGACGUGCGGCUCGCCGGCCUGAAGCACCUGGGGCUCGGCUUUGGCUUCACGGCGUUGCGCCUGGAGCCGGACGCUCUGCAGGCGGCUCUGGCGCGACUGCCCGCCCUCCACUCCCUCCACAUCAUGGAGCAGCGGACGCCGCCGCCGCCCGAGGCGCUCGCCUGCAUCCCCGCUCAGGCCAUCCCGGCGCUCAGCCUCGUGUUCUUCACGGACAGCUUCAGGGCCGACCAGGACGCCGAACCUCGGUCUCACUACGAGGGCUUUGCACAGUGCCAGGCCCUGGUGCGCCGAUCCCCAAUGCCGCUCCAUGUUGUCGCAAAGCUGACCUGGUAUCGAAACUGGUUUGAAAACACUGUGGGUCAUUCUGGCCGUAGGUGCAUUCUCUUCUUCAAGCACUCCACCUCGGCCGGACUCGAUGCGGCGCCGUGUAAACUGUGCACGGAAGCCGAAGCUGCUGUAAAUUAUUACCGCCUCAACGCAAAAAUUGACGAUCGUGUUGAAGUGCACUAAAAUAACAUUCAGAACAUAGUUCUAGUUUCUUGCAUCAAGAUCUACUUUGUAUUUUUAUAACAUAUAGACAUUGUGUGGUGAAUCAAAACAAUAGUAACAUCUGGCUUCA